AUGAUACCCGCAGUUGAUUCGCUGCUUAAAUAUGAGAACCCAGUCCUUGUCAGCCAAAAGUCACUCCAGGAUCUGCCCGUAAAAGUGUCCCCCCAGCACCCGACAGGGAGCUCCCCAGUGCCCCCUCCUCCCAAACCAAAGUGUCCUAUAGCAGAUGCAAACAGGGAGAAAACAGAGGAGAUCCUCCAUGCCAUCCUGCCACCAAGGGAGUGGACAGAGGGCAACAAGCUAUGGGUGCAACGGGUGUCAAGCUCUCCCGGCACACGCAUGGAUGUGAUUAAACUGCAGGAGCAGCUGGACUUGAAGCUGCAACAGAGGCAGGCCCGCGAAACUGGCAUCUGCCCAGUCCGGAGAGAGCUGUACUCACAGUGCUUUGACGAGCUGAUUAGACAAGAAACCAUCAGCUGUGCAGAAAGGGGUCUGCUGCUGCUCCGGGUUCGAGACGAGAUCCGCAUGUGCAUGGCAGCCUAUCAGACUCUGUACGAGAGCAGUGUGGCCUUUGGUAUCAGGAAGGUUCUGCAGUCCGAGGAAGGCAAGAACAACAUGGAGAAACAGAUACAGCACCUGGAGAAUGAGAAGAGGGUCCUGCAGCUGCAGGUGAAGGAGCUGCAGGCUGAGUGUGAGGCCAUUCAGCUGAGAGAGAGAGAGCGGCGGGACGUGGAGGAGAAGAAGCACAUGGAGGAAAUUGAGUUUCUGAAGCGCACAAACCAGCAGCUUAAGUACCAGUUGGCGGGCAUCACCCAGAAGAAGUGA
Messenger RNA from Megalops cyprinoides (Indo-Pacific tarpon), 753 nucleotides. RefSeq names its product 33 kDa inner dynein arm light chain, axonemal-like. Gene Ontology annotation, molecular function: dynein heavy chain binding. The record is from RefSeq and is a predicted model, not a curated record. The transcript is spliced from 6 exons. Gene Ontology annotation, cellular component: axoneme; filopodium. NCBI's taxonomy places the organism in Eukaryota, Metazoa, Chordata, Actinopteri, Elopiformes, Megalopidae. The coding region runs from base 1 to 753 and encodes 250 amino acids.